AUGUUUAGCUUUGACAACAAGGUCACGGUCGAGCUUGGCGAAGCAGAAAAUCAAGUGGUGCACCAUGUUUCAGUCGGAUCUAAUGAUGCACCGAUGUUUUUACCGAACAGGCUAAAUGCGAACAUCGGCGAUCAAGUCAAGUUCAGAUUCCACAACGUGAAUCAUACCUUGACCCAGUCGAGCCUCGCGGAGCCAUGUUCUUCCAUUGGAGAAUUUGAUACUGGAUUCAACCAAUUCAAUCCUGAGGACAAGAACAACCUUGUCAUAACUCUGACAGUCAACUCUCUCAAUCCUCAAUGGUUCUUUUGCAAACAGAGCCAGCCAUCACCUCACUGUCAUGCUGGCAUGGUCUUUGCGCUCAACCCAGGUGACAGAAUGGAUGCUUUCCUCCAAAAUGCGCGGAGGAGCACCAGUGACCCAAUUUCCAGCCCAGUGUCUAGUCUAGUUCCAGGGCGUGUUGCAGGAUCCUCGAGCCCAUUCCUUGCUGCUUCUAGUUCUCUCAAUCCUUCUUCUGGGGCUUUCUUCCCUACUUCUACUACUGCUUCUACAUCUGUUACUGCGUCUGCUUCUACAACUGCUUCUACUACUGCUUCUACUACUGCUUCUACUACUGCUUCUACUACUGCUUCUACUACUGCUUCUACUACUGCUUCUACUACUGCUUCUACUACUGCUUCUACUACUGCUUCUACUACUGCUUCUACUACUGCUUCUACUACUGCUUCUACUACUGCUUCUACUGCUGCUUCUACUACUGCUUCUACUACUGCUUCUGCUACUGUCUCGACUUCUUCUGCUGCUUCUGUUUCUUCUUCGGUUCCCCACCCUCGUUCUGAGGAUAUCUUUGCCUCGAGUUCUACUCACCUUCCUCUAAUUGUCAGUCCAGUGAGGGUGAUAACUGUAACUGAAACGGUCAGUUGCACUGGGACGGCCGACCCAUCGUCUAUUAGGCGUUCGAUCUCAACGUCCGAUUCCACUUCAGAAGGAAAUUGGUCAAUAACGGCUCCCCUUGGUGCAAGCUUAUUCACUGUCUUUGCUAUGAUGGUGUUAUUGUAG
This is a messenger RNA of Aspergillus fumigatus Af293, 1056 nucleotides long. RefSeq names its product cupredoxin domain-containing protein. Lineage: Eukaryota; Fungi; Ascomycota; Eurotiomycetes; Eurotiales; Aspergillaceae. The record is from RefSeq and is a predicted model, not a curated record.